GGGCCCUUCGGGUACUGUCUCACCACACCAUCCGCUUCCGCGGCCGGCGCCAAAUAAGUCUCCAAGCCCGCCCGGCCCGUGCGUGCGCGGCCUUGGUGUCUGCGUCACUAGGAAGCGCGCGCCCGCGCCGCCGCCGCCGCCGCCGCCGCCGCCGAAUCCCCAACAAGGAGCGAAGCCUGCGGCCGCCACCGCCGCCACCCGCCGCCGCACCCGUCACAGCCGGGCGCCAGAGCAGGCCGGUGUGGGCCCAGGAUUUGAGACCCUGGAGGAGCAACACUGCUGACCUCAGGCAUCUUCUUCCACUAAGCAUGGCGACCCCAGAUGUGAGCGUCCACAUGGAAGAGGUGGUGGUUGUGACAACUCCAGACACUGCAGUUGACGGCAGUGGUGUGGAGGAAGUGAAGACAGUGCUUGUAACAACAAAUCUAGCCCCUCAUGGGGGUGACUUGACAGAAGAUAACAUGGAAACAGAAAAUGCAGCUGCUGCAGCUGCUGCAGCCUUCACAGCCUCUUCACAGCUCAAGGAAGCAGUGUUAGUGAAGAUGGCUGAAGAGGGGGAGAACUUAGAGGCUGAAAUUGUGUACCCCAUCACUUGCGGAGACAGCAGAGCUAACCUCAUUUGGAGGAAGUUUGUGUGCCCUGGCAUCAAUGUGAAAUGUGUUCAGUACGAUGAGCAUGUGAUCAGCCCAAAGGAGUUUGUGCACCUGGCAGGGAAAUCUACCUUGAAGGAUUGGAAGAGAGCCAUCCGGAUGAACGGCAUCAUGCUCAGGAAGAUCAUGGACUCUGGGGAGCUCGACUUCUACCAGCAUGACAAGGUCUGCUCUAAUACCUGUCGCAGCACAAAGAUUGACCUCUCCGGGGCCCGUGUGUCCCUGAGCAGCCCGACAUCCACAGAGUACAUCCCACUCACACCAGCUGCAGCUGAUGGUAGGAGCAUGUAUGAAGCCAUGGUCAGAAACUCCAGAACUUUGAAUGGCUCACCCGCUACCAUCACCAUAGAGACCUGUGAGGACCCUGGUGACUGGACCACAGCCAUUGGAGAUGACACAUUUGCAUUCUGGCGGGGACUAAAGGAUGCAGGCUUACUUGAUGAAGUCAUACAGGAAUUCCAACAGGAGCUGGAGGAAACCAUGAAAGGCUUACAGCAGCGAGUACAGGACCCACCCCUGCAGCUCCGAGAUGCUGUCCUCCUCAACAACAUCGUGCAAAACUUUGGCAUGCUGGAUCUGGUGAAGAAGGUGCUGGCCAGCCACAAGUGCCAGAUGGACCGCUCUCGGGAACAGUAUGCCCGGGACCUGGCAGCCCUGGAACAGCAGUGUGAUGAGCACCGUCGCCGUGCCAAGGAGCUGAAGCACAAGUCCCAGCACCUCAGCAAUGUGCUCAUGACGCUGACGCCAGUCUCCCUGCCAUCCCCUAUGAAGCGGCCCCGUCUUGCACGAGCUACAUCCGGACCAGCUGCUAUGGCUUCCCAGGUGCUUACACAGUCUACACAGAUUGCUCUUGGUCCAGGAAUGCCUGUGUCCCAGCUGACCAGUAUGCCACUUAGCAAAGUGGUAUCUACACUGCCCUCCACUGUCCUGGGUAAGGGUUCUCCUCAAGCUGCCCCAGCCAGUUCACCGGCCUCCCCACUGCUUGGGGGCUACACAGUCCUGGCCUCCUCUGGCUCAACCUUCCCCAGCACGGUAGAGAUCCAUCCGGACACAUCCAGCCUCACAGUUCUGAGCACAGCUGCCAUGCAGGAUGGCAGCACAGUACUCAAGGUGGUCAGUCCACUGCAGCUGCUCACUCUGCCAGGCCUGGGACCCACCUUGCAGAAUGUGGCCCAGGCCUCACCUGCAGGCAGCACCAUCAUGACAGUGCCCACAGCAGCUGCUACUGGACCUGAGGAACACACAGCCACUAUUGAGGUGGCUGCUGUAGCGGAUGACCAUGAGCAGAAGUAGCUGGCAGGGAGGGUAAGAUCCUUCCAAGUUGGGCUGGCUGCCUCUCCUCAGGCCACUGCAGGCAGAGGCCACUACAGACACAGGCCACAGGGCUGGCUCAGCACAGGCAGGUCUGAUGGGCUGAACCAAAGAGAGGAUUGCCGGAUGAAUCAAGAGAAGAAAAGGGGGCGGAAUGAUGCCAGCAACCUGGAAAAUCAGUCUUCAGCUUCUAAACUUCCUCCCUUUUUUUCGUGGGAAAUACUGUUUUCCAUCUGUUGCUUAUUAAUCCUGUUUACACACUGGGCCUUGAGCAGGAACCAGGGGGUCAGUGACCAGGAGGAGGCCUGGGUGCUUCUGGUUCAGCUGCAGAGCCAGCUCCAGAGCCCAGCUGAUCACAGGUCCGAGUGCUUGCACCCCAAUGGGGCUGAGCCUGCUGGGCCAUUAUUGACACAGGUCUUGGGCAGCAUGCCCGAGUGUGGAAGCCAUAGAUCCUAUGGAUUUGGUCUCUUCCCACAGUUCUCUGUAGGUUCAGUAUGGCCAGUGUCCAUGUUCCUUCACUGUGGGAACAUGCUCUGGGGCUUAGUGCAGACCCAAGUCAGGACCCCUUCCUACCCCACAGGCACUCAGGUGGUGAAGGGGUCUCAUGGACCUGGUAUGUUCUAGACCCCUUUGCACAUGGGCUAUGUUUUUAAGUGAAUUGCUUAGUAGGCUUCUAGGAAAAAAGUAAAUUUAUAGUGUUUUCAACCAAAACAAUGCUGAGUGCCUAGGCUCCCGAGUCAGUUCUGGGAGGGACCCAGAGCACCUGUCCACACACCUAGCCGCUGCUAGAGGUCUUAGGUAGUGUCUGUCCCCGAGACAAAGCUCUGGAGGAUCUGUAUGGAGGUAUGCCCGAGACUUGGGGUAGUUCAGAUAACUCCCUAUGUGCAGCCUGCACUUAUAGCCCCCUAUAGUAGCGCCCCUAAAUUUUCCCUGGAGGUAGAGCAGGAGCUCUCUGGUCAAUACUCAGUGUCUCUAUCCUAAGAGCCCCUGUGUGUGUGAGAAGGCUGUUUAGAAUUGGAGGGUCGGUCAGCUGGGAGAUAGGAUCCAGAAUGUUCCAUGGAAGGCUGUCUGCAGGCAGUUUUUACAGGUCUGGUUGGUUCCAUGCAAAGGGCUAUCCUUUAGGCCAGAGUCCUUGGAGCCAAACAAUUCAGGGAACAGAGUUUUGGCCUCUUGGUAAGGUAUGUCCUGGGAUAGUCCUAAGGUGCCUCUUGAACCUCCUGUUCCAUCAACUGAAGGCUUUCCUUUCAAAGACCCCACAGCAGGGAGGGACCACUGUCCAACCAUCCAUCCCUCUUGAGUGCCCAGAUCCUUUUACACCUUUGCUAUGACUGGGGCCUUGCCUGCCCCUGCUCUCACCCCAUGUCAAGCUACUGAGGUUCUAGCUCUUGUUUUCCUUCUGUUACAUCAUUGUUCACUGUGGUCAUGAAUCGGCUGGUUUUGGCAGAUGUUUACCUGUUUAUGUAUAUAUCCCUUUUUAAAAACUUUUUUUUCCUCGAGUUACAAGUCCUGUUAAAUGCAGCAGUGUGAUUCUAGGAGUAUUGGAAGGACUAGUAGGAUGGGUACUGUCCAGAAGUCCCUGCUCUACAAGCUCAGACUAGAUUAGUGUCACAAAUAAAACCUUCCUGCCCUGGGAACCAAGAGCCUUUCCUUGGCACAAGUCCCAGGUGCCACCUUCUUUUUAGGAUGUGGGCCAGUUUUCUUUCUUCGUAAGAGCAAGGUCGAAACCUUUUCAGCCCUUGACCUUUGGCACGUGGAGGUACUGGAAGGUGAAAUUCGUUUUAGAGCCAUACAAAAGUAACCUCAAAUCAGCUUCAGAAUUAGUUCACACAACCCAUUCCCAGUGUCCCCAGAGGCUGUCCAUAGCCCACCCUCCAAGACUGUUCCCGGCAGGCCAGGGAGGGUUCUGCAGGGCAGAGAAGGGCCAGUAGUCCCAUCGGCAUGGAGCUUACAGUUCUGGGGGAGGAAGUGACCAUUGCCCACCACCUGUUUGCUCCUGCCUCUUGUGGUUCCUACUGACUCCUCUGUUGCUACGUUCCCCGCCCAUUGGGCUAUCCAGGAUCCAGGAAGGAAGGUCUUCCCCUCCACAUGCAAACAUGGGUGCUUGUGGCCGCUUUCAGUUUGGUUUUCUGAGGAAAUAGGAAGGAUUUGGUUUGCAGAGGGUGCAGCUCCUUCCUAUGCCUGCCCAGGAGGCAUGCAGGGAAGGGCAAGUUUGAGUUCCUUGAGUUCUACUUUGUAUGUUGUUAAGCAAGUAUCUGCUUGGUACUUUGAUUUAAAAUAAAAACACUUUUGUAAUUUGUGUGUUUGUCUCUUGCGAUGAAAGCUAUGGAAGAAACCAAAUUUAACUUUAAAAACAUGCCCCUUGUGACAGUGCUGGCUUUUUUCAGGUUCUUUAGGCACAUCUGCCCACCGAGUCCAACUGUGAUUGGGGUCGAGGGCCAAGGA
Molecule: messenger RNA, 4403 nt
Organism: Microtus oregoni (creeping vole)
Lineage: Eukaryota; Metazoa; Chordata; Mammalia; Rodentia; Cricetidae
Gene: Gmeb2
Product: glucocorticoid modulatory element binding protein 2
Exons: 11
Coding region: 309-1943 (544 amino acids)
Biological process (GO): positive regulation of transcription by RNA polymerase II
Cellular component (GO): nucleus
Molecular function (GO): DNA-binding transcription activator activity, RNA polymerase II-specific; RNA polymerase II cis-regulatory region sequence-specific DNA binding
Source: RefSeq, a predicted model, not a curated record